This is a messenger RNA of Rhinichthys klamathensis goyatoka, 2376 nucleotides long. It is a transcript of the gene ugt8, whose product is annotated as UDP glycosyltransferase 8. The transcript is spliced from 6 exons. NCBI's taxonomy places the organism in Eukaryota, Metazoa, Chordata, Actinopteri, Cypriniformes, Leuciscidae. Bases 368 to 1993 code for a protein of 541 amino acids. Gene Ontology annotation, molecular function: UDP-glycosyltransferase activity. The record is from RefSeq and is a predicted model, not a curated record.
UCCUCAAAUGCAAAUAUACCUGUGUCGAAAGAGCAAACGACGCACCUGACGCUUCCCAGGGGAUCUGGAAGGCCGAAGUCUCUAUUGUUCUAAAGCGUUUACUCUGCCAUGGCUCGACCACUCCCUGCAGUGACUGUGAAUUGAGGUUUCGCAUAAUCCCGCCCUCCCCGGAGUUCUGAUACACAACGCCUCAUCUCAUUGCCAUUGGGAAAACCACCUCGCCUGUUGUGGCAAACGGGCAGUUUUAACCGGCCAACACCGUUUGUGGAUGUAUGUAAAAGUGUCAGAGGCUCAGGAGAUUGAGGGGACGUGAAUUUCACAUAGCCUACAUUAGGACACCGAAUUUACCGGGUUCACCUGUACAGACAUGAAGCCUUUUUUCCUGCUUGCCACAUUAUUGUGGUGUUUAGCUGCAAAUUUCUCCUGGGCAGCUAAGAUAGUGGUAGUUCCUCCAAUUAUGUUUGAGAGCCACCUGUAUAUCUUUAAGACCCUGGCCUCUGCUCUCCAUGCUGAGGGCCAUGAAACAGUUUUCCUGGUCUCCGAAGGUCGGGAGAUCCCGCCUUCCAACCAUUAUCGUCUCCAGCGCUACCCUGGAAUCUUUAACAGCACCUCAGCUGACGACUUCCUCCAAUCAAAAGUUCGCAACAUCUUUUCGGGGCGUCUCACAGCACUGGAGCUGUUUGAUAUCCUAGACCACUAUUCUCAAAACUGUGAUGCCGUUGUUGGGAGUGCUUCUGUCAUGGAGCAGCUAAAACAUGAAAGUUUUGAUCUCCUGCUCGUUGAUCCCAAUGAGAUGUGUGGAUUUGUCAUUGCUCACAUCCUGGGUGUCCAGUACGCCGUAUUCAGCACAGGAUUGUGGUACCCUGCGGAAGUUGGGGCGCCAGCACCUCUGUCUUACGUCCCAGAAUUUAACUCUCUGCUAACGGACCGUAUGUCAUUGUUGCAACGGGUAGCUAACACAGCAGUGUACCUGGUUUCCAGGUUUGGUGUCCAGUUCCUGGUUCUACCCAAGUAUGAUCGCAUCAUGAGGAAGUACAACAUCCAGCCAUCGGUGUCCAUGCAUGAUCUGGUUCAGAACAGUCGACUCUGGAUGCUGUGUACUGACCUGGCACUGGAGUUCCCACGACCUACUUUGCCACAUGUUGUCUAUGUUGGGGGCAUCCUUACCAAACCCCCCAGCCCCUUGCCACAGGAGUUUGAAACCUGGGUGAAGAAUACAGAUGAACAUGGUUUCGUGGUGGUGUCGUUUGGUGCAGGAGUGAAGUAUCUGUCAGAUGACAUUGCUCAGAAACUUGCUGGAGCCUUGAGCCGUCUACCCCAGAGAGUCAUUUGGAGGUUUUCUGGAGUUCCUCCCCCAAAUCUUGGCAACAAUACUAAACUAGUGGACUGGAUGCCUCAGAAUGACCUGUUGGGACAGACAAACACACGGGCCUUCUUGAGCCACGGGGGCUUGAACAGCAUCUAUGAGGCCAUGUAUCACGGUGUGCCCGUGGUGGGUGUCCCGCUGUUUGGAGAUCACUAUGACACCAUGACACGAGUUCAGGCCAAAGGCAUGGGCAUAAUGCUUGAGUGGAAAAGGAUGAGUGCGGAAGACCUUUAUACUGCCAUGGUUAAUGUCAUUACAGACAAAAGGUAUCGUGAGCGAGCGCAGUUGCUGUCUCAGAUUCAUAAAGAUCAGCCUGGUCAUCCAGUGAAUCGGGCAGUUUACUGGAUUAGCUAUAUACUCCGUCACCAUGGCGCCGAUCACCUCCGCACUGCAGUCUACGAGAUCCCCACCUACCAGUACUUCUUAUUGGAUGUUUUCGUUGUGAUAGGAGUGUGUCUGCUUCUUCUUGGCUACUGCCUAUACCGAAUAGGCAAGUGCAUUCAAUCACGAGUGGGGCGCGGUUCAUCUCCAGGGGAAAAGGUGAAUGGACACUGUCAUAAUGGAAUUCCAAAUGGCAAGCACAAAAGAAAUGGCCAUGUUAGAAGUACAGAUAAGAAACUAAAGUAAAGCACUAGGAGAAAUCAACACUAACGCUUUACUAAAGAGAGGAAUUAACUACUCUUCACUCAGAGCAGGGCCUAUCCAGGAAAUAAAUACAUGGGUCAAUAAAGAAACAAACCAACCAUUAUAACAAUGAACUGUAAGUAGGAAGCCAAAGUAAGGAAGAAUGGAAGGAAACCUGAAAACAUAAAUGGAAAACUCCCGAGGAUGUUUUUUUCCCUGUUGAGUGGAGUUAAUGUUCAGUUGUUCAAUGGUCCUGAAUGUUGAGUUUAUCCUUGUGGAAAAAGGUUUUGAAGUUAAGAAAUGAGUGGUUUUAACAAGAAGUUAUCAUGGGGCAUCAGGUUUGACUACAUCCAAAUACAAUAAAGAUCUCUAUCUAUUUAUAUAAA